CUCUCCGCACACUCCAGAUCAAGCCUAGGCCAUCGGCACAACGCUCAAAACAGCAUCUCCACCAAUUCUACCUUUUUCAGCAUCUUCGUGGUACCUUGAACCUCACAUCCCAAAAUGGCCGACAUCACCGAUCAGCACGAACAGACCUCGCCCACCGAGCUUGACGACGCGCAUGCCGUGGGCACUGGCAAUGUCAACAACAACGAACCCCGCGGUGUUAAGCGCGCACGCCCGGCCACGGCCGAUGACGAUGAUGAUGACGAUGACAAGGGCGGCCGCGAGCGCCGCAAAAUCGAAAUCAAGUUCAUCAGCGACAAGUCGCGUCGCCACAUUACCUUUUCCAAGCGCAAGGCUGGUAUCAUGAAGAAGGCCUACGAGCUUUCCGUAUUGACAGGAACCCAAGUACUGCUACUCGUUGUUUCCGAAACCGGCCUGGUCUACACCUUCACAACUCCCAAGUUGCAGCCUCUCGUCACCAAGGCCGAGGGAAAGAACUUGAUUCAGGCAUGCCUAAACGCCCCCGAGCCCGCGUCUGCCGAGAAUGGCGUGGACGACUCUAAUGCGGUUGACUCGCCCGAAGAGCCCUCGAGCGCCCACCUGCCUCCCCAGCAAGGCCGACCUGGCAUGCCGCCCCAAGGACACAUGCCUCCCAACUACAUGCCCGCUGUCGGCGCAAUGGAUGCCCAGCAAGCGCAAGCACUGGCGUAUACAAACUACGUACAACAACAAAGAGGUGGCCAAUACAUGCCUCAGCCUGGUCUGCAGCAGCAUGCCGGUCAUCAGGCAUAAUUAUAUUCAGGGCGGCUCUUUUCAUGACUUCAGCUUGCGCGAUAAUACCCAGCAUUAAUGCAUUCAUGAAGUGUCAUUUCCCCGAUUCGACAUCGUUAGGGUGCCCCUCGUCGUUGCGUACGAGGGUUAUGCCAGCUUGGCGUUCGGUUGGGGUGUUUGAUACUGUUUCUCAUCUCUUUUUUUACAACUUCUUGACGGUCCUUUCCCCCUUGUUUCAGGUUCCACGGAAUUCAUCUCAUAUCCUCUUAUAUCCCAACUCUGCCGUCCGUGGGUGGCAGGGUUAAUCGGUUAAACUACUUGAUUUGUUGUGUUGGGGGCAGCAACGGUCGAUUUGCCCUGGAGAUCAGUGAGCAUUUGGGCCCGUGAAGGGCGGUACAUGCGAGCAUUCGCAAUGGGGCGGGAUCCGGUAACGGUGUGAUGUACGAAUGGCAAUGUCACGGGGUAAAUGGGAGGCUUAUUUGCGUAUGAGACGGUGGCGUCGGCUUGGUGGUAAACUUGGCGGCUCGCAUUUUCUGGGUUUUCCAGGCCAGGAGCGGUUCUCGACGUUUGCUUUGGUAAAACAAGGUUCAUGUCAGGGGGGCGUGGCACGAAGUUACGACCCAAUGAAGGCUUCUACGUUUACGAAUCGGACUGCGUCAACAAACUUGUUCAGUUUUGUUCUAGUCUUUGGCUCUGCCAUGGAACGAGUAUGGCGUGGCUUCUUUAGUAUGACAAGAAACUGUCUGCUUUCGCCG
Neurospora tetrasperma FGSC 2508 is the source of this 1523-nucleotide messenger RNA. RefSeq lists its product as uncharacterized. Bases 115 to 789 code for a protein of 224 amino acids. The record is from RefSeq and is a predicted model, not a curated record. Gene Ontology annotation, biological process: positive regulation of transcription by RNA polymerase II. Lineage: Eukaryota; Fungi; Ascomycota; Sordariomycetes; Sordariales; Sordariaceae. Gene Ontology annotation, molecular function: DNA-binding transcription factor activity, RNA polymerase II-specific; RNA polymerase II cis-regulatory region sequence-specific DNA binding; protein dimerization activity. The transcript is spliced from 3 exons.